Crotalus tigris (Tiger rattlesnake) is the source of this 1831-nucleotide messenger RNA. RefSeq names its product trafficking from ER to golgi regulator (gene TFG). Bases 331 to 1524 code for a protein of 397 amino acids. The transcript is spliced from 9 exons. Gene Ontology annotation, molecular function: identical protein binding. Gene Ontology annotation, biological process: COPII vesicle coat assembly; endoplasmic reticulum to Golgi vesicle-mediated transport. The record is from RefSeq and is a predicted model, not a curated record. NCBI's taxonomy places the organism in Eukaryota, Metazoa, Chordata, Lepidosauria, Squamata, Viperidae. Gene Ontology annotation, cellular component: endoplasmic reticulum exit site.
GGUCAUGACCUUGUGCUAGAAGAGCCAAAAUCGUGGCGGCCGGGGAGCCGUGGCCUUGUUUUGAAUGGGCGCGGCCGAGCUGCUCUGAAGGUGUCUGUGGGGGGCGGCGGGAUUGGGUAACCGGCCAGAGGGGAAGAAGAGGGAGACCCGAUCGAGACUUCGCCCUUCCAUUUUUCUCGUGGGAAGGAAGGAGUUAGCUGAACCCCGGUAUUGUGCACUACUGCCUAUUUUGCUAAUUACCACUGUAUGGCGGGGCAUUUGACAUCCAGCUGAAAGUUAAAAAAAAUAUUCUUUUGGAAACCAGUGCAAAACAGAAGACUUGUGGUAACUAUGAACGGCCAACUGGAUUUGAGUGGAAAGCUUAUAAUUAAAGCUCAGCUGGGUGAUGAUAUUAGGAGAAUUCCAAUUCACAAUGAGGAUAUCACCUAUGAUGAGUUGGUGCUCAUGAUGCAGAGAGUUUUCAGGGGAAAACUGCUAAGCAACGAUGAAGUUACCAUAAAAUAUAAGGAUGAAGAUGGAGAUCUUAUAACAAUCUUUGAUAGUUCAGAUCUUUCCUUUGCAAUUCAGUGCAGUAGAAUCCUGAAACUGACACUAUUUGUUAAUGGGCAGCCAAGACCGCUAGAGUCAAAUCAGGUAAAAUACCUUCGCCGAGAACUGAUAGAGCUUCGCAACAAAGUGAAUCGUUUAUUGGAUUGCUUAGAACCUCCUGCUGAGCCAGGACUUUCUACUAGUCUGGCUGAAAAUGAUGUUGCAGAGGGUAGGGAAGACAAGCCUACUACUGCCGAUUCAACUGUCAAGCCGUCUACUCAAGUUAUAGCAGCAAGUAUGUCUGCUUUUGAUCCAUUAAAAAAUCAAGAUGAAAUCAACAAAAAUGUCUUGUCAGCAUUUGGGCUGACAGAUGAUCAGGUGUCGGGACCACCCAGUGCCCCUAUGGAAGAACGUUCAGGAACACCUGAUAGCAUCACUUCUGCAUCCUCUGCAGCCCAUCCACCAUGUGUUCAACCACAGCAACCGUCAUAUGGAGGAUCUCAGCCCCAAACUGGUCAAAUAGAUGGCCAAAUGUAUCAACAGUAUCCACAACAGGCUGGAUAUCCUCAACAGCCACAAGCUCAACCUCAGCAACAAUAUGGAGUACAAUAUCAAGCAGGCUACAGCCAACAGACUGCUCCUCAGCAAGCACAGCAGUUCCAAGGGUACAACCAGCAAGCCUCCCAGGCUCCAGCUCCUGGCUUUCCUGGCCCAGCUCCACAGCUGCCAGCUCAGCCUCCUCAGCAGUAUCAAACAGGCACUUAUACUCCACAAAAUUAUACAACUCAGGCUUCCCAGUCUGCUAAUUAUAAUGUAACUCCAGCAUCGCAACCUGGAAUGGCUCCUAGCCAGCCCAGCACCUUCCAGCCAAGACCUGGUUUCACCCCACCUCCUGGAACUACUAUGACUCCUCCUCCAAGUGGCCCUAAUCCUUAUGCACGUAGUCGUCCUCCAUUUGGCCAGGGCUAUACUCAGCCAGGUCCUGGUUAUCGAUAAGGAAACUAUGCUGUUAAAGAGCCCCAGGUAAAUCCAAGCAGUGCUGAUGCUGUUCCACUGUACAGACAAGAAGAUUCUUUAAUUGAUAUUUAAAAAAAAUAGCAAAAGGCAAAAUAUUGUAUGGUAUCACCAUUGCUCUUUAAUUUUCUGGGAUAAAUGACCAAAUGAAUUUUGUUUCCUGCUUUAAACUGUAUUGGCUUUCUAGUUUAAUAUUUGUCCUAUUGGAAACACUACCUAAAUGUAUGUAAAGCAGAUGACAUUCUAGCUUGCCAUAUUAAACUGCUGGGUGAAAAUCUAGCUGACUUAC